AGUUUGAAAUUUUCAAUUACUUCAUAACCAUUUUACACACGUCUUUCAUAUUUCUAUUAAACUACUUAUUUAUUUUAUGACACAAGUCACAAUUUUCUCCACCUGCAUUCAAUCCUCUGUUUUGUUUUUGAUUUUUUCAAAUUUUUACUGCUCAAAGAUUUUAGGAAACGUUAUAUAGAUUUCUUCCCCACGCAAAAUAAUGGAAAACUAUACCAUAUUCUUCUUUGUUCCAAUUUAUACAUAAAUCUAUCUUAAUUUUUUUUUUACCAAAAAUAGAAAACCACCACAUAGGCUAUAAAGUUUGCGAUCAAAAGAAUAUAAUUUCAAUUACAACUGCAAGUGUAGGGUUGGGAUGAUGUUUAUUGUAUCUCAAUCAAUCACUAAUAUUCAAUACAAAAAUCCUAAAUUGUUAAGGUUCCAUAUGUUGUUAUCAGUAUUGCAGUUAGUCUACCCUACACGAUAACAAAUGCAAAAUAGAAGCCACCCAAGUAGCUCAUAGAAGAUAAUUACAAAAGCAGUGUAAAACAUUAUGAGAUUGUAUUGCUACAUCGAUCCCAUUUUGUUGAUGUUGACUUGAAUCACAACAAUUGUUCUUGGAUGUCCAUCAUGUCGGAAAUAUGCAAAGAAAGUUGUGUGAAGCAUGAAAUGCAUCAGUGUGUUUCCCUAUGUGCAUUAUAAUCAACAUUACAUAUCAGUUACGGUUUCUUGUUGACUUUAACACUAGAGUAGCCAAAUUUGUUUAAGCUAUAAAACGCUAUUUUUCUUCUAAACACUGCAAAUUGCAUAGUUUUGUUUUUAAUAGAUCUAUUACAGGUUCGGAAAGCUUGUCAAGAUUGGAGAAUUUAGAAACCUUAGAUCUUAGUUUCAACCAUUUCGACAAAAGCAUCAUUGAAUCAUUGAGCGCAGUCAAAUCCCUUAAGAAUUUGAAUCUUGCUUCGAAUUAUAUGGGAGGAUCCUUUCCUGCCAAAGAAUUAUCAGCUUUUGAAAACUUGGAGAACUUGGAUUUGUCUUGGAAUAAUUUCGAUGGCCCCCUAACAAUCCAAGUAGGUUUGUCUAAUUCCCGUAUUUCUCCAUAUAUCGGGGCACUAUCUUCUUUAAAGGCUAUAUCAUUAGCUUACAAUUCUCUCAAUGGCACUCUUCCAAAAGAUUUGUGCUCACUCAAGAAGCUUCUAGAGUUAGAUCUUCAUGAUAAUCUCUUUGAAGGGAUCCUUCCAACAUGCCUAAACAAUUUGACAUCUCUUAGAUUUUUAGAUAUAUCUAGGAAUCGAUUCGUUGGAAACAUCUCUUCAUAUCUGAUAGCCAGCCUCACAUCACUUGAGUACAUUGAUCUCAGUUAUAACCAAUUUGAGGGUCUAUUCCAAUUCAACAUAUUUGCUUAUCACUCUAAGCUUAAGGCGAUUCUAUUAGCGAGUGAAAACAACAAGCUUGAGAUAGAAACUGAAAUAUCUGCGGGUUGGGACUUCUCAUUUCAGUUAAUGAUACUUGUGCUAUCUAACUGUAAUUUGAAGCUCACAGGAAACAUUCCCAAGCUUCUCCUUGACCAGCGCGAAUUGGAAAUAAUUGAUUUGUCUCACAAUAACUUGAAUGGAAGCUUCCCUAUUUGGUUGUUUGAAAACAAGACAAGACUACGAGAGCUAAAUCUUCAGAAUAAUUCUUUCAUGGGUAAAUUUCAUUUGCCACCAAAUCAAUGCAAGAGUAUUAUGUAUAUGGAUGUCUCUGACAAUCACUUAGGUGGGCAACUUCAAGAGAAUAUUGGAAAGAUAACUCCGAACUUAAAAUAUCUAAAUCUAUCUCGAAAUCAUUUUGAAGGUUAUCCUCCGUCCUCAAUUGUUGACAAGAGUCAUUUGCUGCAGCAUUUGGACUUGUCCUUUAAUGAUUUCUCGGGAAAGGUACCAACAAAAUUGAUUGCUAGUCGCACCAACUUGUUUAGUUUGAAGUUAUGCAAUAAUCAGUUCACAGGAUUUGAUCUACCGGCUGCACCUUCUAAAGAGUUUGGAUGGUCUGAAUUGAGGCUUUUGGAUAUUAGCAACAAUAAAUUGUCAGGAAUGAUUCCUAGAUGGAUAGGAAACAUGACAAGUUUGCAAAGUCUUGUAGUGAGUAACAAUUCUUUUGAAGGUCAGAUUCCUUGUGGACUACCAAAUUCCCUGCAAUUAGUAGACCUUUCUCAUAACUCACUUUCGGGAUCGUUACCUUCUUGCUUGAAUCUACAGAAUAUUGAGCACUUGUAUUUGCAAGGAAACAAACUUACAGGACCUAUACCAAAAUCUAUUUUCAAUUCAUCGUCUCUUUUGACAUUGGACCUUAGAGAUAACAAUUUUUUUGGCAGCAUCCCAUAUCAAAUCAGUGCACCUCCUAACUUAAGAAUACUUUUGUUGGGGGGAAACAAUUUUAGUGGUAUAAUUCCCAAUCAACUAUGUUGGUUAAAGAAGAUAGGCAUAAUGGAUCUUUCCAAGAACUCUCUUUCUGGAACAAUACCGCACUGCUUUCACAACAUGUCCUUUGGAAAACUAUAUGUUAAUGAUUUUCUCUAUGGAUCAUAUAGCCACGAUUUAAAUAGUUUGUCCCUGCAAGUUGGUUCCACAUUCCAAACGCUCUUCGGAUGGAAUAGUGGAAAAGAUUACGAAAACAUAGUAUAUGGUCAACAAGUUGCGGUUGAAUUUGUAACAAAAUACAGGUCUGACUCCUACCAUGGUGACAUCCUUAAUUACAUGUCUGGAUUGGAUUUGUCAUGCAACAAGCUAACAGGUAGAAUCCCACAGGAACUAGGAGAGCUAUCUUCAAUUCAUACAUUGAACUUGUCUCACAAUCAGUUGACAGGUUCCAUUUCACAAACUUUCUCAAAUUUGGCCGAGUUGGAGAGUUUAGACCUUUCUCACAACAAUUUGAGUGGAGAAAUUCCUCCAGCAUUGAUUGCUCUAAACUUUCUAGAAGUGUUCAAUGUGUCUUACAACAACUUAUCGGGUAAAGUUCCAGACAUGAAAGCACAGUUUGGAACAUUUGAGAAGAGUUGUUAUGAAGGAAAUCCGUUUCUUUGCGGAGAACCAUUAGAUAAUAACUGCACUAGAGAGGACGAGUCACAUCCAUCACCAACAAAAUCUUCAAAUGCAAGUGAAGGGCAAUGGUAUGAAGUAGAUCCUCAGGUUUUCUUUGCAAGCUUUAUUGGAUCUUAUAUUAUUUUCUUCUUGGGUGUAGCUUGUCUUCUUUAUAUUCAUCCUUAUUGGCAACAACGGUGCGUUAAUUUAAUUGAAGAUUUGAAGUACCGAUGUUAUUAUCCUGUUUUUGAUACCUUAAAAAGAUUGUCAAACUGUUUAGAAUCUUAGAUAUAUUGAGAUUCCAAGGACAUCUUUGGUGGUAGUGAUCAUAGCCGUACAUUUGAUUAUGAAUAAUGGUUAUUGUGGUCUAAUAUAAGACAAGGUGUUCACUUGCA
Molecule: messenger RNA, 3427 nt
Organism: Corylus avellana
Lineage: Eukaryota; Viridiplantae; Streptophyta; Magnoliopsida; Fagales; Betulaceae
Source: RefSeq, a predicted model, not a curated record